Messenger RNA from Striga asiatica, 372 nucleotides. The record is from the annotation of a GenBank genome assembly. NCBI's taxonomy places the organism in Eukaryota, Viridiplantae, Streptophyta, Magnoliopsida, Lamiales, Orobanchaceae.
UUGCGACAGUGGCCAUGGUCGGUGGUUAAUGUCCGCUGUGAGGUCGGCGCCGGAGAGGGCGAAGUCGGACAUAGCGAGGUUGGGUCUGUCGUCUUAUGCAGGAAUUUAGAGUUCGGGCUGAGAAAUGGAUGUUCAGCCCGACCUGUCGACUGUGAGGUCGGCUCCGAUGUCACGAUACCUGCCUCGGGGGCUUGGAGGCGGCCUACCGUUGCUGCGAUUUGGUGGAUCCGGGCUGUGACGUGGAAUCGGCCCCGACGGCUAGGUCGGGCUUCUACUGUGAGUGGGGUUCGGCUUGUGACGUGGGGUCCCGAGCUUGGUGAUGGAGAGGCUCGGCCCCGACUGCCAUGGUGUGGAGUCGGCAGCCGACUGUGA